CUAACAAUACCAAAUACUCAGAAAGAUCUAUGACAAAACAAUAAAAAAAUAAUACUCAGAAGGAUAGUAAUCUAUCAGUUAUGGUAAAAAAAUGCUCAAAGAAGAUUCAUAGCUGCUCAAUGUCAUGAGAAUUUAAUCUACGCUGUCCAUUCCAGCCUAGCACAAUCAAUUAUUCUCUAGUUUCCAACAUGGAAACAAAAAAGUGUUCUAAAGUGGUAAGUAGGAUGCGAUACACCGGGUCCGCACGUGGUGAUAUGAUGAUUUGAGUUUAACUUGUGAAGGGGCCAAGGGGGACCCAUAAAUCCGGUUGCCUCAGUGGUUCGCUUCAGAAAGGUUAAACCGAAACAUAGCGAACUGUAGAGCGCCAGCUAUCCCCAAAGAAUCAGUGGUGAAGAAUGACAGCCGCGGAAUGUCCUGGCAUCCCGAUCGAUCGCCGAAGAAACAUUGGUGAAAAUGCCAGUGCCCGGCGAGAUGGUUGGAAAAGGGGGAAAGGGAGGUUAAUUUGCAGCAGAGUGACGUACGUGGGAAGUUACAAAACUUGGCGCUCUCUGGAGCUGGCAAGCGGUGGAGAGCUGAAUCAACUUAGACUCUUGAAUUACCAGCUUAUGAACUGGGCGCUACUGUUGUGCGUCAGCUGCAUGAUGAAGGAACUGGGACAUAUACAUUCAGGCUCGUUCUCUUUGGUGUUCUUGGCAGAAGCACAUCAUUCUUUGUAAGGAGAUCUUUGUUUCCCCUACGAAAAACCUAACGUCAUCAUGCUCUGCGAAUUGGGGAGACGCAGGUAAAGGACGUCAGCUUAGGAGUGCCUUUGUUAGGAGUUAAGACGUGUUUGGUUUGCGUCUUUGCGAUAUUUGUUUGAUUUGUGCUUGGCUUUGCAUUUGCUUAGCAAUCCACCACGUUCCACGUCGAGCCACCAUAGUAAAUUCGUGGGCCUUGAACUAAUGGGCUAUUCCAAGAGAGCUUUCCAGCGGCCAACAACGCCCUCGAAGUCCAUAACCCGCCCAUUAUGAAAGCCUUAAUCCGGGAGCCUAAACGCAGAGCGUCAUUAAUAUAGGCUAAAUGUCGACAAUACCCUUCCGGGAAACACUCCCAGGGCCGGAAUUUCAAAAUGGAGCAAAACGGGGUGAUGAAUCUGCUUUAUAUGUGUUCUAGACUAGCUGACAUCGGCGCUCAACUCAUCCUCGGACGGGAACGAAACCACUAUCGUAAAGUGUCCACGCUGGACAAAACCGUGUCCAUCCCGAGUCCCAACCCGCCAGCUGGCACCCUAUCAGCCACGUGUACCCAUCCUCCCCCGCCCUUUAUAACGAUCCCCCUCCCUUCGCCAAUGCCUCCGCUCCAACACCCAAAAAAGAAAAAAAUACAAUUGAAAAUUUUCCCGCGCUGCCUCUCCUUUCAGUCGAGCAACUUUCGUUCCUUUCUUCCAAUUUUUCAAUGUCAGAGUUUAACGGUUACACCGCGUUCUCCUCUCCUAGCCGCAUAACCAAGCAGGAGGAGGACGCCAUCCUGGUGUCCUCCUUCAAGCACGUCAUCUCCGGCGGCAGCAGCGACGACAGGCUCGUCACUGAACAACUAGCCCUCCUCUCCUCCUCCUCGGCCGCUGCUGCAGCGGCCUCGUCUUCGUCGAAGAAGAAGAAGGGGGUGUACAGAGGAGUGAGGCAGCGGCCGUGGGGGAAAUGGGCGGCGGAGAUUCGGGACCCGGAGAAGGCCGCCAGGGUCUGGCUCGGCACGUUCGAGACGGCGGAGGAAGCCGCUAGGGCGUACGACAGGAAGGCCAUCGAGUUCCGUGGGGCCGGCGCCAAGACCAAUUUCCCCGCCGCAGAGUACGGCGCCGGUGGAGGCGCGAUUCAGGAGACGGCACUUCCGGUUCGAGAGGCAGUGGAAACGACGUCGGACGGAGCGGGAGGAGGAGGAGGAGGAGGAGGAGGAGGAGGAGAGGAGGAGGACUGGUUGUUUGAAAUAUUUGAAGAGGAGGAGAUGCGGAGGUUGAUGAUGAUGGACUGAGUUUUAGCGACCAAUAUGUGUGUGUGUUUUUUUUUUGUCACCGUAGGAAAAUAAGUUUGAUAGACAAGAAUUCAUCUUCAUGAUCAUAAUAUAUAUGGUCGUUUUUGAAGGUGUAGAAGCUAGGCAAGAGAUCAGUAUUUGUUUGGUUCUAAUGGGAUUGUGAUAUUCGUUGGUAGAGGUUUCAUUACAAAUAAGAAGCGAUGGUUGUGUGAUGUAUACGUACAGAGUCACAAUCAUCCGAAAUUUGACGAAAUCGCAAAAUGGCAUGUUUGGAGCAGCAAAUUAAUGGCAGUUUGCGCGGUUUUUGAAGGUUUCAUAAAGUUAUACGGAAUAAAAAAAAUAAUCGCUGCGAUCAAAUAACCUAACACAACGCGUUAAGGAUCCUUUGAAAUUUCGACGUAAGUUAGGUGUAGAUCGCCGGACACUCCAACGAUUUUUUUCUCUCUAGCUAGAUCGCUCGAGUCAUUAACCAUCUGGAUGGAUCGCUUUGAUUAGUCGCAAUCUGGAGUGGUUUCGCGCUUUUGUUGAUCGCUAUACAAACUGGUUCGCUCCCUCGCUCCAGCAAGUCCAUCAAUCAUGUACCUUGAUCGUUGAACGUUCUAAUGUUCUACGAUAAACUUGUGUAUUUUGAAAACUUUCAGGUAUGUGUUGGGUAUUGAGAUUUUUUUUCUAAGUCUUGUAUUUUUUUUAAAAACUCCACGAUUUCGAAGGUUUGUUCUAUUUUUAAUGGUCACCAGUCAAAGAGACUAAGUACGCUUCAUUUUUCUGGUAGCUAUCUCAGUCACAGCCAUAGUAAGACCCAAAAUUUCGGCGCCAGAUAGAUUUUAUGUUAUGACGGCCGAGUGCGGCGACUGCGGGGCCCACGUCCAUAACGAGUUUGGUUUUUUUUUUUUUGUCUUUUAGCGCGGGGAGCCACGUUGCUUGGAACUUUCUCGAUUUACUUCCGCCGCUUUCCAACGAACAUUCUUUUUAGUUUCUGUGAAGCAAUUUGGAUGUUUCUCUCAACAAAGUCAAAUCCAACUUAAUUUAGAUUGACUAGUGACUAAUACUGUAUCACUUCAUCUAGUGAUUAGAUUGUAUCGACUCGUGCAUAUAUAUAUAUAUAUAUAUAUAUUCGCUUUUAUCGAUGUUUUAUUCAAACUCAUUAUUCACAAGCUUUUGACGUAAGAGAGUGUCGUAAGAUCCAUAAUUAAUAAACAUUUCACAACAACUCAAGUCAUAGGAACCAAGUCGUUUAUAAAAGUGGUAUAAGCUUCAUUACUGGGAAAAAAACAUGUUAUGAAAUAUGUUCAUAGUUGUGUUUUUUCUAUUUUUGAAUUAUUGCAAUACAAAUGAGACCAUGAAGAGGAUUCGUGGUAGUUGGAGCAAGAAUUUUUCAACCAGCUACUACUUUUACAAGAAUGAAACAUAGCACAUGACAUGAACAAAUGCUGCAAACGGAAAGGCUAAACCAUAAUAUGGAAAAUAUUCUUUUUCGUUGAGCAUGGGAAAUUUUUUAUAGUGUUAAACUACAAAAAUUAGAAUAAAUCUUGUGCAGAUUUAAAAAUUAUAUGUAAAUUUUGUGCAGAUAGAAUAAAUUGGUAAGGCUUUAACCUCUCAUCCUCCAUUAUCCGCACGAGGCUGCCAACAUUAUCGUAGUAAUCAAAUUUACGAUUUCGAAGGUUUGUUAUACUUUUAGGGUCAAUUGUCAAAGAGUCCAGGGACCUUGCAUGGUCGCCAUCACACCAUAGUAAGACCCAAAAUUUCGGCGGCAGAUAGAUUUUAUGUUAUGACGGCCGAGCAAGGUUGUAAAACCGAUUUAUACCAGUGUGCCGAUUUAGCAAGUGGAAUGGUUCGACUGGUGGCACAUACUGGUUUGUGUCGGUUCAUGCUGGUCAAUAUUACAAAUAAGAUUGUAAAUACUCA
Molecule: messenger RNA, 3909 nt
Organism: Linum trigynum
Lineage: Eukaryota; Viridiplantae; Streptophyta; Magnoliopsida; Malpighiales; Linaceae
Source: the annotation of a GenBank genome assembly